GUCAUGCUGACCGACGCAGACCAGGCCAUGGCCGCGGCCUUGAGGGAGUGGAAGACCACCGUGCACCUGUGGUGCUUGUCGCACCUCAACAAGAACGUGGUCAAGCACUGUUCCUCGUCCUUUUCUGACAUGAAGACACGGGAGAAGAUGCUCCGUCUAUUCAGAAACGCUGCGUACGCCGCUACGCCGGAGACCUUCGCUGCGUACCGGGCUGACCUGGAGAGGACCGUCAACGGCAAGAAGUGCGACCAGUACAUCCGGGACCUUCUCGAGGAGAAAACGAAGUGGGCCUUCUCCUGCCGGCUGACAGCGCUCACGCUGGGCAUGUUUGCCACGCAGCGCACCGAGGGCAUGUUCGGGGUGGCGAAAAAGUCCGGGAUACACAAGAACCUGUCUCUGUGCGCGCUGUGGGACCGCCUUCAACAUGUGUACCAGACAGUGGACAUUGAGCACGGCAGGGAGAAAACGAAGUGGGCCUUCUCCUGCCGGCUGACAGCGCUCACGCUGGGCAUGUUUGCCACGCAGCGCACCGAGGGCAUGUUCGGGGUGGCGAAAAAGUCCGGGAUACACAAGAAGCUGUCUCUGUGCGCGCUGUGGGACCGCCUUCAACAUGUGUACCAGACAGUGGACAUUGAGCACGGCAGUCGAUACAUCUACCCGUUCCCCUUCCUGGUGCUUACCGUACUGUUUUCCCGGGGAAGCAACCCUACCACAUCACAGUGCGCCCCUGUCCACUGCACUCUGCAGGAGGCUAAGGACGAGCUCGGAGCAUCCCAGUCGUACGACGUAGAAGUCAUCUGCGUAGGAGCAGCAGACGCCGAAGGCCGCCCCGUGCCUCUGGAGGGUGGUGUCCUGCGUCAACAGCUUGAGGCCGCACACUUCGACUUCAACCUUUGCGAGGAAGCGCCGCCCGACACUGACCUGGAAAUCGACUGCAAGCUUGGCCCUAGGCUGAAUCGACCGAGGACAACACCGUUUUGGGCGCGUACGUCUUUGGAGGCGCUGUUGGACCUCGUCAGCCGAGUUCCCGUCCAUCUUGCCGCCGCCGUGCGGUACAAGCUCACGCCUUCACGGCCGGGCCAUAUUGUGGUAUUCGGCCCGGGUGGCUUCUACUUGUGCUCUUGGCUGAAGAUUUUGCGCCACGGCCUACCAUGCAGGCACUACUUUGCCGUGCUAGUUCGCUUCAUCGGCGGCAAGUACGGGGGAGUCCUGCUUAACCACGAGUUCGACGGCAACAGCGUGCACACACGCUGCCGGCAAUCACCAGACGGCAGCGACGCGCCGUGGACCGUCUCCAGAGUGUUGGAAGGGGCAGGCCACGGCGACGGCUGGGAUGGAUGUGACCACGGCUAAGACAACUUCUGGGGGCCGACGAACGACGACGACGGCGGGGAGGGCGGCGUGCACCCCGCAGAACGUGCGGCAAAAGCAGCCGCGGAACGAUCGGCGAGUGACCAUCGCCGCGUGUUCGCGACUCUGAUGGCCAAGAACAAGGAAAACGUCACCGAACUAAUGAGGACGGUUCCACACGCCAAAGCCUUGGAGAUACAGGCUGAACUGGACAAGUGGAUGAGGUUCCAGCUUGCCGAAGCUACCGGCGAGAACAAGAGCGGGAAUCCAGCGCAGGUAAAAGCGAAAGGGAGGCCUAAGAAAUCCAAGUCGGAGGGAUCAAAGCAGGACCGACACGAUGACAACGGUGCGCCUGCCGACAGCGGGUCUGUUCAACCAGUCGGUAACCCGGAAGGGCGGACGGACAAGAGCCGGAGGGAAAAAAGGAUCAAAGACGUCUCUGGUGCUGGGUCUGGAGCAAAGACCCGUCGGCCUACCAAAGAGAAAACGUCGUAGCGUACAACACGUAGUCCCUAGCAACAAAUCAACGGCCGGGACACAUAGAUAGUUCGAAUCGUGUGCCGCCCUUGUCAUCUCGUUCUCGGCGUUGCCAGUCCAUAUCACCUCUUGCGUACUAACGCUGCACAGCUACUAGCGGACGUUGCAGGCUAAGCCUGAUGUUUGGAAUUGCACACGACAAAGUACGCGCUAUGCGUGCUAUCUGGCCUUGUCUGCCUGCUCGUUUUUCGGUUUAUCUUUCUGUCUUUUGUUAAUUUUUUUUCGCUGGGCCGUGUUUAUGUUGGGGCGUUUUGGUUUACCUACGUUUUGCAGGCGCAGCUAACCGAGUGUCGGACCUGGUCGUUAGCGUUGAAUACAAUGAUAGUCUUGCACGCAAUGUCUGUCAACAUCCUCUCCAA
Molecule: messenger RNA, 2246 nt
Organism: Ectocarpus sp. CCAP 1310/34
Lineage: Eukaryota; Phaeophyceae; Ectocarpales; Ectocarpaceae
Source: the annotation of a GenBank genome assembly